AUGAGAAACGACUAUGCAGAUUUAAAGAAAGAAGCAGAAAAGCCAGCAGAAGAUAAAAUGGACAUGUUAGAAUUUCUGAACAAAAACUAUCCAACAGCAGAAGAUUUCCUUCUGUCUGACGUCAAGAAGAAAUAUAAAGAAACUUUCGGCAUAGUUAAAACAUUCGAUAUCCUCAGCGAAGAAAUAGAAGCUACAAAACUGUUUAGAGUCUCACGAAUUCAUAACGUUUACCAUGUAAAACGCUUAUAA
This is a messenger RNA of Trichomonas vaginalis G3, 249 nucleotides long. Its product is annotated as organellar and viral DNA polymerase type B. The record is from RefSeq and is a predicted model, not a curated record. Bases 1 to 249 code for a protein of 82 amino acids. Lineage: Eukaryota; Parabasalia; Trichomonadida; Trichomonadidae. The transcript has a single exon.